AUGAUUACUAGAAAAUUUAUUAAAUCAAUAAAAAUAAAUAUCUCUAGAUAUGAUAAGUUGUAAGAUUUAGUUAUUUUAUAAAAUGAUACAAAAGUAGCUUAAUUAUUAAAGAAAUAAUUUAUAGUAAAGAAUUUGAUUGAUGAUAAAAUAGAAAAUAAUUAUUGUGACACUAAAGGUUGUGAUAAAAUAGCAAUUUCAAAAGAUAGAAAAAAUUUAAUAUUUUCUUCAGGUAAUAAAGUCUAUUUUUAUGAAAAUAUAGAUCACUAAGAAUUCAAUAAAUUGGAAGAGAAUAUUAAUUUCUUACAUUUUUCAUUUUCUUUAGAUUCGAAAUAUUUAGCAGGAUGUGGAAGUAAUAAAAUAAUUUAUUUUUGGGAUUUUAAGGCAAGAAAAGUGAUGGCUAAAUUCGAAGGCCAUUCAAAAACAAGUUAAUGUAGUUUAAAUUUCUUACGAUAAUUCAACAUUAGCAUCUUGUAGUGAUGACAAAUUGAUAAGAUUAUGGAAUUUAAAUGCAAACUGUAACAGGAUAGCUUAGGAUGGACAUGAGAGUAGCAUUAGCAAUAUAAUGUUUUCAGCAGAUAGUUUGGUAUUAUAUUCUGGAGGAGUUAUAGACUAGACUCUUAAAUUAUGGGAUAUGUAACUUAAGACCCUAUUAAUUUCAAAGACUUUUGAUUAACCCAUAAACUCUUUUUCAAUUACACAUAAUUAAGAGUGUCUCAUUGUAGGACAAGGAGGAAUAAUUCAAUUAUGGAAUAUUUAAUAUAAUUCAGUAUUUCAGAAAUCUAAAUUUGAGAUCAUUCCUGGUGAUGCUCCUCUUAUAAUUUUGAAGAAAGAGGAAACAUUUAACAGAUUUAAUUUUUAUCAAAUGAUAAUUAAAUUAUUACAUUAAUCUUGUUUGCACGUCAUGGGAAUAUUUGGGAAAAAAAAUAUUUUUCUUUAGCAGAGAUAUGGGAGAGAAAUGAUAAAAUUGAUGAGUCAGCUAUUUUAUAAGAAUAUGAUUAAAGUGAAAUAUGGUUUUACAAAAUAUCAUAAGAUUUUAAAUAUAUAUGUUCUGUAGACUAUCAAAAUGAAUUAACUUUAGGUGAGUUAUCGUUAGAAUCUAAAUAAAAUUUAACAAAAUUGA
Paramecium primaurelia is the source of this 1120-nucleotide messenger RNA. Lineage: Eukaryota; Ciliophora; Oligohymenophorea; Peniculida; Parameciidae. The record is from the annotation of a GenBank genome assembly.